GUUAUUGCUUCCUACUGUGCGAGCCUCCGCUUCCAGGGCGUCUGUUGCGCUUAAGCAGCGGCUUUACUUUUUUGAUUGAGCCCUGCUUCCUCCGUGCACCCUAGAGGGCGCCGCACUUCUAUGAACUCGCUCAGACAGCCAAGGAACUGCCAAGAUCCUGCUACCCAGAGGGUGAAUGGGUAUCCUUCCCGGAAUAAUCCUAAUCUUUCUAAAAGUGAAGUUUGCAACGGCGGCAGUCAUAAAAAUGGAGGCAGAGAAAGACUGAAUAACUUUCCCAGAGCCACAACUAGAGAGCUUCCUUAUGAAUUGUUGGAAGGAGACAUCAUCUGUGUCUUCUCACAACAUAGAGAUAUUGUCAACAUGAAUCUUGUGAGAGACAAGAAGCCUGGGAAAUCCAAAGGAUUCUGUUUAGUGUGCCAUGAAGAUCAGAGGAGCACAGUUCCGGCUAUUGACAAUUUCAAUCGAAGAUCAAAGGAAGAACUAUACAUGUGGACCAUGUGUCAAACGACUGGACUCUGCAGGAAUCAGAAGAUGUGGAUGAUGUGACUAGAGAGCUCCAGGAGAAGGACUGUGGGGCUAAUGUAUAUCCAUGAGGUUCUCCUGAGGUCUCUGAAGGUGAAGAUGUCAAACCCACAAAAAAGCACAAAAAAAAAGUUGUGUUGUUUUUAAACAAAAUCCCAACCAUUCUAUUUUACCAAUAAAGACUUGGGGGCCAGAUGCUGGGAUGAAAGCCUCCUAACUCAGAGUGCCAAAAAAAAGCACUGAACUGACCUUCUUCCUUAGCUAACCUCCCAAAAGAGGAAAGCUCCUUUCCCAACUGUCUCAAAACCAUCUCAAACCUGCCCCCGGCCCCACAAAGUGAAUGUUCCUCCCUUCUACCUCCUGUGUGUCUCCCUAUCCAUCCAACUGACUUCCCCUCAAUCUCUGUGUUUUUCCUAUGUUCAUUUCCUGUUAACUGGUUGCUUUUUCCACCUUUUAACCUAGGGUUAAUUUUCUUUAAACCUGUUUAUAAUA
This is a messenger RNA of Psammomys obesus (fat sand rat), 1014 nucleotides long. RefSeq names its product RNA binding motif protein X-linked 2 (gene Rbmx2). The transcript is spliced from 6 exons. Gene Ontology annotation, biological process: mRNA splicing, via spliceosome. Gene Ontology annotation, cellular component: precatalytic spliceosome; U2 snRNP; catalytic step 2 spliceosome. Bases 121 to 546 code for a protein of 141 amino acids. The record is from RefSeq and is a predicted model, not a curated record. NCBI's taxonomy places the organism in Eukaryota, Metazoa, Chordata, Mammalia, Rodentia, Muridae. Gene Ontology annotation, molecular function: RNA binding.